CAGCUCCCCACAGGCCCCCAGCCCGUGCUCCCGGUGUCGCAGCUCUGCGCCCGCUCCUGCCGCUCCCAGCUCAGAGAAACCCCCUGAAAUCCUGACCUCCUCGUUUUGCUCUUCCUGGAAUCUGGAGGUACAGAGGAUCUGGAUCAGCUGGUUUGGUGGUUUUAGCAGUAGCUAAAAAUCACCAGAAUACUUAUUCAUUUCUUGCUGUGAGUUAUGGAUUAGGAGAAGGGCAAAUCAGGCUUAAAAUUUAAAAGGAAUAAAGAAAUUUUAUUCCUAGAGCUACAAAAAUAAGAAACCCGAAUAAAACCUCCAGACACGUUUUCUUCCCAUCCCACCUUUUUCCUUGCCCAGCAGACAACAUAGAGACAAAAUCUGGUGUUUAAAGCAGUCCCAGCUGUACAAUGGUCAUUUCAUCAGUCUUUGUAGAGAGAGUUCUCUCUUGUCAUUCCAUGGAGAGUUUUCCAGAAGAAAAACUGUUUCUUGUGGCUUUUCAUUUCUCAUGAUUGGCCACUGCCCAGAAAAAACUCUGCCAUCAUUCCUUCCUCCCAUUUCACACCACUCAGAGGUGCGUUCAUGGGCCAUGAACUCAAGGAGUAUUAUUUUAAGGAUGAGUUAUUCAAAGGCAAAGGUUCUCUUCAUCUGUCUCUGUGAUCAUCUCUGGGAACAGAGGUUUUCUCUUUUCUUCCUGGGUGCCCAAGUAUCUCCAUCAACUCUCACUUUUCAUUCUCUGUUCCAGCAUCUCAUGGGAUCACAGCUACUCUACCAUCUGCUUAGCUCAUCAGUGGAUACCUUUGCUCAGAGUUCAUGGUUUGAAUAGUUCAUUCCACCUUAUACUCUUUUCAUGAAUUAAAGGAGUUAUUCAGAAACACUGUUCAUAUCCAUGGCCUUACCAAAAGAGUAUUUUAGCUUAUUAAAGCAUGUCCUCAAUCUCCUUCCAUCUGAGGCUUGAUUCCUUCCUUCACUGACUUGGAUGGUUUAUGUUGUCUCUUUACAUGAUGAUCACUCUCCCUUUCCUCUCUCUGGAAAAGGAUUAAAUCUGCAGGUCUCAUCUGGGUAGUGAAAGGGUUUAAAUCUGGUCCAAGUUUUGUGGAUGAUCAGGGGCAGAGGCUGGGGCUGUUUUUGAUGGGUGAUUUUUCAGUGGCUGUGCUGGGGGAGGGUGGCCAGCAUCUCAGCACGCUGCAGGCCGAUGGCUUCCCCUGCCCGUACUCGGCAGUUUCUGGUGAAAUCCAGCGGCAGCAGAAAUUUCAGCUGAGCCAGGGACCGGCCUGGCCCGGCAGUGCUGCUGUUCAGGGCUCAGCGGGCUUCCCGAGGGGCUCAGCCACUCUGGGAAAGGGCUCCUGCCAGUCUCCAUCCCCUUCCCGGGAGCUGCUGGGCUCUGGCCCCACGCCCCCACCCCGAGGCCGUACAGGCUGUGGGGAAAGCGGGGAGGGAGGGGCCCGGCUGCACCAGAGCUCUGUUAUGUUUUAAAGCCAGAAACACAAAAGACCCAAAAGCUCCUGGCUUUAGGGUUAAAAGGUGGUAUUCACAAAGGUAAUCUCACUUUUCAUUGUUCAAACAUACUAUCAAUUCUCAGAACUGGCCAGCUAUUGGCCAGGUCUCAGGCAGAGAAGAAACUCCCAGCAGCCUCUCUCAGAGCCAUCGUAUUCGUGGAUGUUUCCGACUUUUUUUCUUAAAUGCCAACGCAUCACAGCUGGCAAAUUUGGAGGAUAAGACCCUUCUGAAAAACAUCCCAAUCCUUUGUAUUUUUCUCUACCCCCUCUUUUCUAUCAUCCCUUUUCUUACCCCAUAACUUGCUCCUGUUGCUUCUUGCCUUAAGCACAUUCCUGCACACUCCCUUUCAGCCAAUCCCUUCCCAGCACACUAACACCAUCCAUCCCCGGUUGUCUAAAUCCCUUCUGGACUUCCCUUCUUGCCCCCCGGGUGUCCAUGUCCUUAAUUCCCUCUGGGAGAAUGUGCAAAUGACCUCCACAUGCUCCCAAUGGACCCUUGAGAGAUAUUUUGGGGUCAUCAUCCCUUUGUCCAGGAUGCCCCUCUAACAUUCCAUUUUCUCCCCUCAAUGGUCCCACCUGGAUCCCACCUGUGCCCUCCCCCGGGCCUUGGCGCCCCCCUUGAGGGGAAUUUGGGGAGGUGGGAGGGGGGAGCGCCAAGGCCGGGCCCCCCCGCGCUGUGGUGGCGGGAGCGGCUGCAGUGGGGAGCGAGUGCGGGCGGAAGCGGCCGAGAGCCCAGCGCUGCCCCAGGCCGAGCUGGCCCAGCUCCAUCCGUGCCCCUGCGGUGGGAUGCUGUGGGACUGGGGGGGAAGAGGGAGGCGGCAGUGGGUGCUGGGCCUGGGGGCAGGAGGAGAAGGGAAGGAGAAGCAGGGCUGAAGAACAAAAUGGUCAAACAAUGCCUGUAGGAGCAGAAGGUGGGAUUGUGCAGGAGAAGGAGGAAGAGGAGUGUGAGGAAGAGUAGGGACACAGGAAGAGGAAGCCGUACAAGGUUCCAGCCCUCCCUGUAUCUGGAGCUCUGCCAGCUGCAGGAGUGUUGCACCUCCACAUGCAGCAGAUGACCGGGGAGGGGGAUCCACGAUUUUCACUGGGCUGAAUCUUGGUGUUUCUGUGCUUUUUUUGGCUAAAUGUUGGUGCUUUGGUUUUUUGCAGGGGCUGAAUCUUUCUCUUUUGGAGGAGGUUUUGGCUGAAUCUUGAUGUUUGGGGAGUUUUUGAUCUGUGCUGUGAUGUUUGCAGGAUGUUUGGGCUGAAUGUUGUUUUUUUUUGAGGUUCUUACAGAUACAAGUUGCCCAAUGACUUCCUGAGAUGAACUUGGGCAAGGAGGAACCCCCAGUCCAAGGCGGUCUCCUCUUGUUUUUUCCCCCCAAACCAGGAUUUUUCGUUCCCAAACCGAGGCCAGAUGGGGGAGAAGGAAAAGCCCUGGAGAUGCCACACAAUGAGGGGCUGCAAACCCAGCCCAGGGAGCUGUGAGGAGAAAGGACUCCCCCUCUCCUGGGAAGGCGACCAGAGAUCCAGCCGGAGCUCAGAGCUGGGGGAGAAGCCUCAUGGUGUGGAGAAGCCCCACAAGUGUUUGGAAUGUGGGAAGGAUUUCAGCCACAGCUCUGGCCUGCUCCAGCACCAGAGUAUCCACACUGGGGAAAAGCCCUACAAGUGUGGGGAAUGUGGGAUGAGCUUCAGACGGAGCUCCUAUCUGAUCCGGCACCAGAGGAUCCACACUGGGGAAAGACCCUACGAGUGUGGGGAAUGUGGAAAGAGCUUCAGCCAGAGGUCCAACCUGAGGUAUCACCAGAGGAUCCACACUGGGGAACGGCCCAAUGAGUGUGGGGAAUGUGGGAUGAGCUUUAGCAUGAGUUCCAGCCUGAUAUAUCACCAGAGGGUUCACACUGGGGAAAAGCCCUAUGAAUGCAGGGAAUGUGGGAAGAGCUUCAGGAACAGCUCCAGCCUGAUCCAGCACCAGAGGAUCCACAGUGGGGAAAAGCCCUACACCUGCUUGGAAUGUGGGAAAAGCUUCGGGCGGAGCUCCAGCCUUAGAUAUCACCAGCUCAUCCACACUGGGGAGAGGCCCUAUGAGUGUCCUGAGUGUGGGAAGAGGUUUCAGACCACCUCCACUCUCAUCAAACAUGAGCGGAUUCACACAGACGAGAGGCCCUUCCGCUGCCCCGACUGUGGGAAGGGCUUCAAGCAAAACUCGAACCUCACUGUCCACCGGCGCAUUCACACUGGGGAGAGGCCCUACGAGUGUCCCCAGUGUGGGAAGAGCUUCUCACAGAGCUGUAACUUGACCCAGCACCAACGGAGGCACCAGUAA
This is a messenger RNA of Poecile atricapillus (Black-capped chickadee), 3792 nucleotides long. RefSeq names its product zinc finger protein 239-like. The record is from RefSeq and is a predicted model, not a curated record. Lineage: Eukaryota; Metazoa; Chordata; Aves; Passeriformes; Paridae. Gene Ontology annotation, biological process: negative regulation of transcription by RNA polymerase II. The transcript has a single exon. Gene Ontology annotation, molecular function: DNA-binding transcription repressor activity, RNA polymerase II-specific. Bases 2884 to 3792 code for a protein of 302 amino acids.